AGGUUCAAUUGUUCAAGGUUGCCUAAGUGAUAACUGAUUGAGAAGGUUUCAAAUCGACUGGCCGUUCGGUUGUUACGGCAAGGCGCAAGCCUUCAAUUUUUCAAGUCUGCCAAUCAAUCCAGGAACGGAGGAGGCGAGGAGCCCAAAGGUCGGCCGGUAAUUACAAAUUUACAAGUCUAGAACACCUCCUUUCAACUUUCAAGGUUUCAAACAAUCUGUCAGUCACCAGUGAAGCUCUACAAGAUGGUGAAAAGGAAGACAUUGAUAUGGAUGAUUUAUUUCAAGAAUUGAAAAUGUUGCAAAAUAUUUUACCGGAUGAUAGGGACACAGCCAUUAAAAUUCUUGAUUUUGUGAAGAACUUGUGUUGUUAUCCGAAUACAACAAUUGCUUACAGAAUACUGUUGACAAUACCUGUGACCGUUGCCACAGCGGAGAGAAGUUUUUCAAAGUUGAAGAUACUGAAGAAUCAUUUGCGAUCGACUAUGUCUCAAGAAAGGCUGAAUGGAUUAGCAAUUUUAAGCAUUGAGCAUGAAGUCUUGGAAAAGGUUGAUUAUGAAGCAAUUAUUGAUGAUUUUGCUUCACAGUGUUCGGCGAGAAACGUUUUUAAGUAAUAUUUUUCUUUUUAUGUGAUACUUGUUACCUUUCAUCAAACAUGUUAUUUAAAUAUUAAUAAAGUGAAUUUCAUCUUUAUUUUUUUUACCUUUAUUCAAUUAUUCGGUAGUUUUAUUAUAAUCUAUGUUUAGCUUAUAAAUUUAGACCCAACUUAGUUUCUCGCCCAUAGGCCCACAAAAUGACAGGACCGACCCUGCUGCCAAGGUCUCAGACGUGGCAAUUCUGCCGCCAUCGCCGCCCUAUUUUGGGCUAGGGUGCAUCGCCCUAUUCCGCCGCCCUGGCAGCCCUAUUUUGGUCGCUGCAGGAUACCUUCUUCUUCUCAAUACAGUGCAGAGAAGUACACUCUGCUGUUUUAUCUGAUUUCCUGCCCCACAAUUAAGCAACUGCAACUUUGUCUCCCUGCUAAUGCUCGCCUUGGUAAUAUAUUUGCCAGUGUCACCUCUUUAUCAUUCAGUAAUGUUGGGUUUAAGCGUAAUGUUAGUGGAACUCUCCUCAAGAUUCCUAAUCUUGAAGAGCUGUAUUUUUAUGAAUGUUAUGACAUGGACGAUUUCCUUGACUUAAAAGCCUCAGUUUCAUUGAUUGUUUGUGUCUGACUGAAUGUAAAAGCUUCAAGCCUCACCUUCCGAUGCUCAAGGUCUUGUUUGGUUCAAAGGAG
Cuscuta europaea is the source of this 1267-nucleotide messenger RNA. Lineage: Eukaryota; Viridiplantae; Streptophyta; Magnoliopsida; Solanales; Convolvulaceae. The record is from the annotation of a GenBank genome assembly.